Podospora anserina S mat+ is the source of this 504-nucleotide messenger RNA. RefSeq lists its product as uncharacterized. The transcript has 3 exons. The record is from RefSeq and is a predicted model, not a curated record. The coding region runs from base 1 to 504 and encodes 167 amino acids. Lineage: Eukaryota; Fungi; Ascomycota; Sordariomycetes; Sordariales; Podosporaceae.
AUGGCAGAUCACCAACAACCUCCUCUCCCAGAAGCCACAAAUAGCCUUGUCAACCCAUCAAUCGACACCCCCAUGACCGAUGCGCCAUCAGCCCCACAGCAGCAGCAACAGCAACAACAACAACCCCCUCCGCUUCCCCACAGCAGCACCCCAACACCCCGAACAACCACCCCAAUCCCUCUCCCCCACAUCCCAGGCUUCACCGCGCCAGCAACAGCCUCCAACUCGCGCGCAACCUCCGUUCACCCACCAGAACAACAAGCUACUGUCCCCCCUCCAACCAACACCACCGCUCAAACAACUACCAUCCCGAUGCCCUCUGAACCCCCUCUCCACGGCGCGCCAGUUAGGCAGUACAUCAACUCCAAGAUCACGGGUGUUUUGCUGGAGGGUAUGAAGCUCGUUGCCAGGGAGCAACCAAAAGACCCAUUGAGAGUCCUGGGGGAGUAUCUCCUCCAGAGAAGCAACGAGAUUGAGCAGCAGGGAGGGCAAAAGGGGGAGUAG